AACCGUACUCUGUGGGUCACGAUAGUUAUGGUGGACCAGGGCGAUAUAUACCUCCCAGUCAAUAUAUGAGCGGUGGAUACAAUCCAUUGGAAAGCGGAGGAUCCAACGCGUCACCAAUAUAUCCUCCAAAUCGCAAUCUCUACAAUCAGCCAGGGGCUGCGAGAGGCGAUUACUUCCCACCAGGUCAGCAGCAACCUGACGGUGCUUCCCUUUUCAGCGGAUAUGCACCAGGUCCUCCGAGAAUGCCCGGUCAAGAAACAGGUAGACCACGGGUAGAUUCAUCCUCGACUGGCCACGGACAUCCACUGUCGGAAGUCGCAACAACAGUCCCAUAUGGUAGCACCGCUUAUACUGCCAACUCGAACGGAUCUAGUCGGCUACCUGAACAUGGUCACUCUGUUCUGAACGUAUCCGAACAACCCUUACCUCCUCUCCCCGCCAAUAACCAAUCUCUAGCCCUCCACACUGCACCACCUCUACCAGCCGGCCGUAUACCCCCGAGGAAGGGGCAAGUGACCCUUCCACCUAGCGCCACAGCUGAACAACAACAAGAGUUCCGCGGUUUGUCAGAGGAGGAGCUACGGAGAAGAAGAAUGAACGUUGAGGGCCGAGAGCAAGACUUUGGGCCUCUCCUCAUGGACGAUGUUUUACCUUCUCAGCCAGGUGUUCCGCUACCUCCAGAUUAUUCACAAGCUACAGAAGUUUUGAGGCGGUAG
Acaulospora colombiana is the source of this 716-nucleotide messenger RNA. Lineage: Eukaryota; Fungi; Glomeromycota; Glomeromycetes; Diversisporales; Acaulosporaceae. The record is from the annotation of a GenBank genome assembly.